Messenger RNA from Penicillium olsonii, 2052 nucleotides. Lineage: Eukaryota; Fungi; Ascomycota; Eurotiomycetes; Eurotiales; Aspergillaceae. The record is from the annotation of a GenBank genome assembly.
AUGGACCAGCGAACGAGGCUUCGCAAGGCCUGCGAUGCCUGCAGUAUUCGCAAAGUGAAGUGUGAUACCGGUGGGCCGCCGUGUCGGUCAUGCGCUAGCUUGGAGAUUCCAUGCACCUAUGAAAGACCCAGUAGACGUCGCGGUCCUCCCAACCGCCACGCAGAGGCCUUUAAGAAACAAAAGCGUGAACCCGAGACUUCCUUGAGUCCAGCAGAUUAUCCCUUGGCGACCCCACAGCCAACGCCGGCGACCCCGGUACCUUUGGUCAACCAGUUGGCGUCGCCCUUGUCGGCGGAGUCGAUCUGUUCGUUGCGCACAGUGCAACUACUGCUCGAUGACUUUUUUACUUACAUUCACCCGUUGGUUCCGAUUCCCCAUGAGCCCUCCUUCCGAGCGGCCUUCGAGCGUCGCGAGGAUGUGACCAGCCACACCUUUUUGGCUCUGCUGGCCUCGAUGAUCGGUCUACUAGUGGCUUCCUUUCCGCGCAGGCCCAAGUUGCGGUUGAAUACGGAAGCCGAGCGCACUGCAUUUCCUAAUUCCAUCGCGUUGGUAAAGCGAUGCUUGGACGUGGCCAUCCAGGCUCGGGGUACGGGAUAUCUCGAUCGUGACGCCACGGUCUACGAUGCAGCGAUCAGUUACUUUGUGGCAAUCUGUACGGGCUAUAUCAACAACAUGAGUCGGUGUCGCGUCUACCUGUCCGAAUGUCGGGUCAUGCUCCAGGUCUACGAUCUGUGCAGACCCGCCCCGUCGACGCUGGGGCUUAACGUGGGAUCGCCAGCGGCAAAUUUCUCAGACUACCCACCACCUAAUUUCAUGGAAAGCCAAAGAAGUGAUAUCAUUACUCAAGAACUAGGCCGGCGACUGUUUUAUGUCACCCUCGUCGGGUACCAAACGCUGCAUCAGAUGGGAAACUCAGAUUACAAAACUCAUGUUCCCCCCGAGACUCCAACUCAUCGCUAUCCUCCAAUGCCGUUGGAGAUUGAUGAUGCGUUCUUAUUCCCGUCACACGUCGAACCUCAGCCAUCCGAUCGUGUCUCACAGCUAGUCGGGUUCAACGCAAAUGUCCGCGUCUGCAGCUCAUAUACCGCUCUCAUAUCCUGGGAGAUUGCUUUUGGCAGUGGGCAAAUCUUCGACUGGGACCACCAGCGCAAUAGUCUCUGGGGCUGUCUUCAAACAGCCAAGUCCACUCUACUUGAUGUUCCCAUUGAACUCUCUCUUCGUCACCCGGAGAUCACCUCUGCUGCAGGCCUGUCGGGCGUCGGUGAAGAUGGUAGCGUAUUUGGCUACUCCGAUGACCACAUCCACCAAGAAAGACGUGCCAUCCAGUACGAGAUCCAGAAAGCCAACAUUUACGCCAGUCAGUUGUGCACUCGAUCCUAUAUCGUCGAGAAGUACUGGAGCCUGUUUGAAAUCUACUCGAAAUACGGGAAGUCGUCCAAAUUCACCGCACCCGGCAGCACCGCGCUUCAAUUCAAGCAGGAAGGCAAUCCAGACCAACUCUCAACAUCCACUCCAUUCCAAACAGCAACCUCAAUCCCGCCUACUGCCACCAGCCCAUCGACACCCAGCAUCCAGAUCCAAACCCAAACCCACCUCCAGGCAGACCCCAUUGGCCAUACAAUGGCCGAAGAGCGCAAGCUAGUCAUUAAAGACCUCUUCGUUCUACUACGCACCGUCAACGAAGUAAACAUGGAGCCCAACGGCGCAAGCAUCACCGCAAAAAUCCGCCAAGUAGCAUCCACCCUUCUUAAUCUCCCGCGCCCUAAACCCACCGAGAUGCCUGUCCCACCAUCCCCGUCGGGUCCGCAUGUUCUCACAUCCACGGAAGCAGAGUCUUACCUACACGCCUUCAUCGAGACUCUUGUUAGGCUGGAGUGCCAUUCUUCUAUGGCUGAUUCAGCGGCCGAAAGCGUGAGUCCGCAGAUGAAUGGCCGCGCCAUGAGUUAUCUCAGUGACUACGAGCGUGAUCAGGAGGAAUUGAGUCAGUGGGCGAGUCUGAAGGAGUAUCAGCAGAAGUUCGCGGAGGCUGGGGGUAUGAUGUAUCAAUUGUAG